This is a messenger RNA of Phycomyces blakesleeanus NRRL 1555(-), 1128 nucleotides long. RefSeq lists its product as hypothetical. The transcript is spliced from 3 exons. The record is from RefSeq and is a predicted model, not a curated record. NCBI's taxonomy places the organism in Eukaryota, Fungi, Mucoromycota, Mucoromycetes, Mucorales, Phycomycetaceae. The coding region runs from base 1 to 1128 and encodes 375 amino acids.
AUGCCUCGCCUCAGCGCCAACCUCAUCUCCAGCUCCAACCGCACCAGCAACAGCCACCGCUACCGCUACCGCAACCGCAACCACAUCACCAACCGCAUCACCAACCGCAACCCCAACCGCGGUCUUGUGAGACGCAGACGCUCGUCUAGAAGAGCAGACGCGUUUGUUCCUUUGUUCCCAAGAGAGGUCAAGAGAACUGUGCAGGACAUGUACGCUGCUGACAUGUCGCUUGGCCAAGAAGAGAGAGAGGCUCCUCCCAGAAAGAAGCGUGCGGUGAACAUUGUCUUCACCGAUUGUCGGUCCAGCUUGGCCGGUGUUAGGGGACUUAUUGAAACCCCAUCUGAAGUUGCCGAGCGUGAGCUGGCUAUCAAGAAUGCCGCUGCCAAAGCUUUGGAGGCCGAGCUGGCCGAACGUGUGCUGGCUGAGCGUGAGCUAGCUCUUGAAGCAGCAGCAGCCGAUGUCUUCCUUGUCGAAGAAGCUGCUUUCGUAGCUUCGCGAGCUGAGGAGAUCGCGGAAAUUGCCGUGGAACUUUCCGAGAAAGCUGCACAAGUGGCAGCAGAUAACGCCGAGCUAGGAGUAAGACUAGCUGUACAGGCGAUUUCCCGCGCCGAAGACGCGUAUGUAGCGGCACGCACACGCGCAGCCCAGUCAGCAGCAGCAUCUGACGAUGCUUUCCAUACCGCACUCUGUGCCGAACAAGACACACUGGCUUACAUUGGAGCUAGUGCUCCAUAUUCUGGCUCGGGGGCAGCCUAUGCCAUUGAGAUGGCUCAAGAAGCGGCCACCAGGCAAAAAGUGGCCGCAAUCACGGCUAAUGCUGCGCGCGUUGCCUUUGUGGCAACCAUCACCGUCCGAGAGAGAGUUUCUGUGGCAGAAGCCAAAGCCAGUGAAGCGGCGCAAGUUGCCGCGGCUGCGAAGAAGAUGGCUGAAAAGGCCGAUACAAAACAUGCAGAAGUGGCCGAAAAAGCGGCUAUAGUAGCCGAAAUUGCUGCAGCAGCAACAGCAGCAAUCCCAAAAGCCAAGAACCAAGAACCAAGAGCCAAGAGCCAAGAGCCAAGAGCAGAGAGCAGAGAGAAGAGGAUCAGGAUCAAGGGCAGGGGAAGGGGUAGAGAUGGAUUUAAUAAAUAA